AUCAUGCGCAAGAUGGGGCGUUGACACAUACAUGUACACCGCGCCGCCGAACCGCCUGCUUCAAACUCCCAUGGCGCCGCCUGGUGGGCACAGCAAAAGAAUACCGCCGCCGUGGCCAGCAGUGGGAUGUCCCACGACUCUUGUGUCCAAGGCCACCGCGCUCCUGCUGCUGAUCUGCACCCUCGACUCCGGUUCCGGGUUUGCCCCUCACACCUUCAGCAGCUCGGCACGACAACAACUGCGCAGGUAUCGACCAUCCUGCGAUCCGUCCUUCGGCAGGCGUCGCGGGGUCGCGCCUCUCUCUGCGGGCCCGUCGUCCUCCUCUCCGACCCCUCCGAAGCGUUCCUCCGCCAAGAAGAAGGGCACGAACUCCGUGAAGUUUGCCGGCGGCAGAGUCACGCGCCCGGUUGAACAGCCCGAGGGCGACAACAAAGACGACGAGGAGGAAGACGUGCGCAAGAAAAGCGCGCGCUGGGGCGUCAAGCCCCCCUCGCCGCCGAAGCUCCCGAGCAUUCCCGACGUCCGGUCGCUCAAGAACCCGCUUGACGGGGUGGGGAAGUCGCUUCGGAAGGUGGGCAGCGGCGUGGCUGCGGUCAAGGAUGCGGCCUACGGGGCAGCGGACGCUGCGGGGAGUAUCGCGGAGCAGGUGCAGGGCGUUGCCGAUGCUGCUGCCGCUGGUAAAGCAGCCGGCGACGGUGGCGCCAUGCCUCAACUUGCCGCGACAGCUAGCGUUACACCGGUUGUCCCAUCGAACGCCCCCGGAGGCGCGAAACGAGCGCUGCGACUGCUCGUGGGCGGAGCCGUGGCGGCGAAGGACGCGUUCUGGGGGUCAUUGGACACGCUGAGCUCCGCGGCGGACGCGGCUUCCAAGGCUCCGGAGGUGGCCAAGGGUAUCGUGGAGGACGGGAAGGCGGCCAUCGAAAGCGGGAAGGCGGCCAUCGAAGGAGCCAAGGAGAACGCUCAAGCCGUGGCGAGAGCUCCCGCCCAGGCUGCCGAGGCCGUGUCUGGCGCCGUCAAGGAGGCCGGCAAGGCUGCCACCUCCGUCAAAGAAGGAGUGUACGGGGCGGUCAAUGCGGUGUCGCGCCUCGCGGACAUGCCCGCCGAGAUGGCCGAGAAACGGAGACGGCAGCAGGAGGAGCGAUUGGAGCGAGAAAGAAAGGCCGCCGCCGAGCGGAGGGCGGCAGCGGCGAAGCUUGGAGCCGCGGUGGAAUCUGCCAAGGCGGUCGUGUGGGGAACGGUGGAGGGGGUGGACCACCUUGUGGACGCUGUGGCGUCGACGCCAGCAGCUGUCAGCAACGGGGUAGCCAAGGCUAAGGAGGCGGUGACGACCGCUCAAGAGGCGGCGGCAUCUGCCGGCGAGGUGUUGGAGAGCAUCCCGCGGACCGUUCAAGAGAUCCCGAAAGAGGCCCAGAAAAAGGUAGACGGUGUGCUGGCGUCGGUGACCUCGACGCAAGCGUCUGCGGAGAGCUUCGUGUCCGGCGUCAAGGGCGGGGUGGACACCGUCUCUAGCCUCGCCCAGAGGGCCGCCGCCGUCGCCACCGGCAAGGAGAAGAAGGAGAGGGAGGAGAGGGAGAAGAGGGAGGCGGAGGCGCGGAGGAAGGAGAAGAUGAAGAACGCCCUCGUCACGUUCGGGGGGGAGCCUUACACCGCGAAAGACAUUGCGUUCGCUACACUCAAGGCUCUCGGUGCGACAGCUCAGGGGGCUGUAGUGGUGGGAAAGGGUCUUUUUGGGUUCGCCAGGGAGGCCAGGUCCAUCCCGGUUGAGGUGGCACGCACGCUGCUCGGACCGCUGUACAAGUACCAGCAGUCCCAGAAGCGGGUGCAGGAUGCGGUCGACCUGCAGCGAACGGCGUCAGCGCCUACAGCAAGGGUCGAUGAUGCGCCGUCAUCUGCUGCUGGUGGUGCUGCUACGAAGGAAUUGCCCGGAGGAGGGAAAUAUGCCGGCGAGGAACCUUUUGCGGAGUCUUCUGCAGCGCCAGAAGUGACGGUAGUCACCCCGACGACUCCUGCGGCAUCAAAACUGACUGCAGCAACACCCGCAGAGGCGACCACAGCAGUGCCACCAAAAGCGCCGGGGUCCGAAAAGAAGAAAGAUACCACAACGCCAAAACCCGUCGCAAAACCAGCAGAGGAAGAAGCGGCAACAACGGCUCCGCCUGCCCAACCCCCACCGGCAGUGAAGAAGCCGGAGGCGAAGAAGAAAGGCACAAGAAGUAAAAAGAAGAAAGACGUGGAGGCGGAGGAGCGCGCCGCCGAGCUCGAGUUCAUGAACGAGAUGAAAGCAAAGGCGGACAAAAAUGCACCUCCGUAACUGGGAUUGGCUGCUGCUGCUGCUGCUGCUGCUGCUGCUGCUGCUGCUGCUGCUGCUGGUACCGCAGCGCUGUUUCCGUGGCGACAGCCCGUGCCGCUGGUAUGUACCCGUGUGGCAUAGUCCGACCGCUGAGGGCCGGUCGCUGAGGGAGCUAAUUCCGCCGCCGGCCGGAGCACGUGGGCGGAGCAAGUGGACCAAGCCCCUCCCUCAAAACCGCGUGGUGAUGCUCCGUUCAGGAACCAAGUCCAGUUGAGAGAGGAAUAUGGUGCUUCCGUCUCGACGCCGAAAUUGAGCCCAUCAUCUUCUCCACAGUAGUUGGGCGAGGAGAAAGCUGAAGGGUGAAAACAAAAACCUUAUAGAUUGUAGAUGAAAGGCCUGGAAGUAUCUGUCUACGGGGACGAGACCAACGUUGUUUGGACGUUGGGUCGGUAUUCCCCUGUUUUGUUCGGAUUCGAUUUUUUAGCUCGUUUACUUUCAGAAGUCAAGGCGGUUCACUACGUCUUUCGCUUGAAUUUGAAUUCCAAACUUUCCAUACGUGAGGGAAAAGGGUUGGGUGUAUCCUCGUCGUUCGCGUAGGUUCCUUUUGCACGGAAGUGUAUAGUGUAUAUUGUACGUGGAUUUGUUUCUUUGGAGGGAAGAAGAGAGACAAAAGAUCCCCGAUGGGCUCCUAGACUACAGCGGUUGUUAUGAUGUGACUGCUGGAUGCUCAGCAAGAACAUGUUUACUUUGUUUGGCGAUGAGUGGAUGAGUUUCAGGUUGUCUCUCGACGGACGCACCAAGUUUAGUGCUGCACCAAGGGCAUCCGGGAAAAAGGGUGUCCAAGGCGGGUUUACCUCGAUACAUGAAGCCCGUCGCCCCGGUGUUCUAGUUGGUAUCCUCGAAACCUACUAGAGGUCAGGUCAGGGGUUCG
This is a messenger RNA of Ectocarpus sp. CCAP 1310/34, 3221 nucleotides long. NCBI's taxonomy places the organism in Eukaryota, Phaeophyceae, Ectocarpales, Ectocarpaceae. The record is from the annotation of a GenBank genome assembly.